Messenger RNA from Cannabis sativa, 2710 nucleotides. Its product is annotated as RNA-binding KH domain-containing protein RCF3. The record is from RefSeq and is a predicted model, not a curated record. Bases 400 to 2403 code for a protein of 667 amino acids. The transcript is spliced from 8 exons. NCBI's taxonomy places the organism in Eukaryota, Viridiplantae, Streptophyta, Magnoliopsida, Rosales, Cannabaceae. Gene Ontology annotation, cellular component: nucleus; cytoplasm. Gene Ontology annotation, biological process: regulation of gene expression. Gene Ontology annotation, molecular function: mRNA binding.
UAAAUUAAAAAAAAAAAAAAAAAAAGCUAUGGCUUACCGAAGCGUUAAAACCCUUAGCUGACAACUGCUUAGCGGUUUCUUCCUCAUAUCAUAUCUCUUUGAUUUUCUUAGCUCAUUUCUAGGGUUUCUCAGUAUUUCAAAUACUAUUCUCUCUCUCUCUCUUUCUUUCAUUUUCUCGAGAAACAAACAGAUACACUCAACUCAAGGAUGAAGACGACUACUCAAUCAAAGAAAGAACCAAAAUCAAUUUGAAAAAAAAAAAAAACAGAGGACCAAUCUACCAAGAUCCGUGAACUGUUCCAUGACCACAAACAAUGCUUGCUUGAUAUUGAACACACUCAGAUGAAAGGGUUUUAGGUUUUUCGUUGAUUUUGUAACCGUUGAUUUUUUUUGUUGAGAAUGGAGAGGUCUAGAUCUAAGAGGUACUACUAUAAUGACCAAGACUAUGACUCUGAGACUGUUGGUAGAACCAGACCAAGGUACAACCACCAUUACGGGAACAACAAUAAUAAUAAUCAUCGUCACCGUGGUAACGCCGGAGGUGGUGGAGGUGGUGGAAGGACUCCUAAGCCACCUCAGUCAGACCAAUCUCUUACGGUGACCACUAGUUAUCGAAUCCUUUGUCACGAUAUGAAGGCCGGUGGUGUAAUUGGCAAGUCUGGUAGUAUUAUAAAGUCGAUUCGACAACAUACCGGGGCGUGGAUCAACGUUCACGAGCUUAUGCCUGGUGAUGAAGAGAGAAUCAUCGAGAUUUCCGAUACUAGGCGGCGAGACCCUGAAGGACGAAUGCCGAACUUUUCUCCUGCUCAGGAAGCUUUGUUUUUGAUCCAUGAAAGGAUUCUUGAGACUGAUAUUCCUGGUUUUGGUGGUGGAGAGGAAGAGGAUUAUGGCGGAGUUAGAGGUGGUGGUGGGAAUCGGGUGACGACUAGACUGGUUGUGUCGAGAAUGCAUGUGGGUUGUUUGCUUGGAAAAGGAGGGAAGAUAAUUGAGCAGAUGAGGAUGGAGACUAAGACUCAGAUUAGAAUUUUGCCUAGAGACAGUAACUUGCCUCGAUGCGUUUCAAUGUCGGAGGAGAUUGUUCAGAUUUUAGGUGAUGUCAAUGCUGUAAAGAAUGCAGUAGCAAUAAUUUCAUCACGGUUGAGGGAGAGUCAGCAUCGUGACCGUAGUCAUUUCCAUGGGCGAAUGCAUUCCCCAGAACGUUUCUUUUCUCCUGAUGAUGAUUUUGUUCCACAUAUGAACAAUGCAGGUCGUCGGCCACCUAUGGAGGGGCCUGGUUUUGGAUCUCGCUUACCUGCCUCCAAUAACAGAGGAAACAAUUAUGGUCCCCGCCCAUCUGGUUUUGCAAAUGAAUCCGGGUCUGGCCCCAUGGCUGACAAUAUGCAACAGCCCUUCUAUAAUGAGGAUCUUGUGUUUCGAAUACUUUGUCCAAUUGACAAGGUUGACAGUGUUUUUGGAGAGUCUGAUGGGAUUAUAGAUCUGCUUCAAAAUGAAAUUGGUGUGGAUGUUAAAGUUACUGACCCGGUGGCUGGUUCAGAUGAACAGAUUAUUAUCAUUUCAUCUGAGGAGGGCCCUGAUGACGAGCUCUUUCCAGCUCAGGAAGCUCUGUUGCAUAUUCAAACUCGCAUUCUUGAUCUUAUUCCUGACAAGGACAACAUUGUAACUACUAGAUUGCUUGUUCCCUGUGGUGAUAUUGGUUGUUUAGAGGGAAGAGAUGGAUCCUUGUCAGAAAUAAGAAGGCUAACUGGUGCCAAUAUACAAAUUUUACCUAGAGAUGAACUUCCUACAUGUAUAUCAGGAAGUGAUGAACUCAUACAGAUAGUAGGAGAGAUAAAAGCAGCUCGAAAUGCCCUUGUUGAAAUGACAUCAAGACUUCGAAGUUACCUAUAUAGGGAGUUCUUUCAAAAGGAUUCGACACCACCUUCUGUCUCUGUAUCUGGCUCUUUUGGUAAUGCUGUGGGAUGCGAGAGCUCCUCUCCUGGUGGUAGAACUCCAGUUCGCGAUAAUCUUACUGCAAGUGAUCCGUCUACGACUAGUUAUCAAAAUGUUCAAACUGUGAUAGCAGCACCAGCAGUGAAGGAGACUGGAAUUGAAACAACAAAGCAGAAUGAGAAUGAUCGUCGUGAAGACACUCCUAGUGGUUUGAAUAGAAUCUCGGUACCUCUUGUUACGAGGAGUACAAUUGAAGUUGUCAUACCGGAACCUGCAGUUCCAAAGCUCAUAACAAAAUCGAAAAACAAGCUUGCCAUGAUUAGUGAGUUAUCAGGAGCCAAUGUAACCUUGUUAGAAGAUAGACCAGAGUUGACCCAAAAGAUCAUUCAAAUAUCAGGUGCACCCGACCAAGUAGAGAGAGCACAGAGCUUGAUCCAAGGCUUUAUUUUAAGCACACAAGAAGACGGCCCGUAAAUCGUGGCAAGGCAAAAGUUGAUGAAGCUGGGAUUUUGAUGGUACUAAGCUAUGACCUAUUCUAGCAUGGUUUUCUUUCUUUUCUAUCUAAGAUGCAUGUUCUUAGAAAGAAUAGGAUUUUGUUCCAUCCAUUUGAUAAGCAGAUUAUAGUUAAAAUUAGUAUAAAUUCACAUGUAAAUAUGUCGUCAAAGCUAUCAUUUUCUGUUUAUUGUAAUUGUUUCUUUUUCAUGUAUUUAGAAACACUAUCCAGUUUCAUUUUUCCAUUUCCAAUUUUUGUUCCGUUGAUCCAUUUCUCAACGGAACAUAA